AUGAAGCCAUCAUUUCCGACCCACUUUGUAUCCCUACUCUUUAUCAUAAACGCCCUUACUUUCAGUCUUUCAGUGCUGAAAGUUGAAGCUAAUUCCUUUGUUUACCCUAAAAACUACUACCAAAUAGAGCUUCCCAAGGUGAACGGCCCCGAGAGCUUCGCCUUCGAUUGCCAUGGAAAAGGGCCGUACGCUAGCGUUUCAGACGGUACAAUCCUCAAAUGGGAAGGACCAAAUCUAGGUUGGAAAGAGUUUGCCAUCACUUCUCCUAAUAGGCCGAGGAGUUUGUGUGAUGGCUCCACCAACCCAGAUAAUGAACCAACCUGUGGAAGGCCGCUUGGUCUGAAGUUCAGCCCCAUUACUUGUGAUCUCUACAUCGCAGAUGCUUACUUUGGUCUCCUCAAGGUAGGGCCCAGUGGAGGUGUGGCCCACCAAGUUGCAACAUCUGCAGAAGCAAUUCCCUUUGGAUUUGCAAAUGCUUUGGAUAUCGACAGCCAAACAGGAGUGGUUUAUUUUACAGAUAGUAGCACCGUAUACCAAAGAAGGGUAUGGUUAUUAUCAGUCCUCACUGGAGACAGAACAGGAAGAUUAAUUCAAUACGACCCACAUACGAAGAAAACGACAGUCCUCGUCAGAGGCUUGGCCUUCCCCGACGGUGUGGCCCUAAGCAACGACAACUCUUUCCUCCUCUUUGCCGAAUCAACGACAAUGAGAAUCUUCAGGGUCUGGCUUAGAGGGCCAAAAGCUCAGACCUCAGAAGUCUUCGCUCAGCUGGGAAGGUCUCCGGACAACAUCAAGAGGAACCAAAACGGUGAGUUUUGGGUAGCGCUCAACACUGGGAGAGCAGUAAUAAAAAAGUUGGUCCACAAGAAAUUUCGUGACCAAGUUACGAUGCCCUCGUGGAUAGGAGAUCCUGUUGCCGUCAAGUUUGACGGUGACGGAAACGCUGUGGGGGCAGUGGACGGCGGAGGCGGAAGCGAGCUCGAGUCAGUCAGCGAAGUUGAAGAGCGCGGUGGAAUUAUGUGGUUAGGUUCGGCUGUGAAGCCUUAUGUUGGUGUCAUGCAUCAAAUUGAUUAAGUAAUUGAGAUUAUGAGU
Messenger RNA from Morus notabilis, 1092 nucleotides. RefSeq names its product protein STRICTOSIDINE SYNTHASE-LIKE 10. Bases 1 to 1074 code for a protein of 357 amino acids. Gene Ontology annotation, molecular function: strictosidine synthase activity. Gene Ontology annotation, biological process: biosynthetic process. NCBI's taxonomy places the organism in Eukaryota, Viridiplantae, Streptophyta, Magnoliopsida, Rosales, Moraceae. The record is from RefSeq and is a predicted model, not a curated record. The transcript has 3 exons.